ACAGUGAUGAGCCGGCUGACAAUGUGUACUAGGAUCAAUGAACUGUCAACACUGAUGGAACAGGCGUAACGCGAAUUCAUUGCGGCUAGAAUGAGAAACGGGAAGGAUAGCGCUAGUCAGGGCAAAACAUUGUGGUCCAUUGAGUGCGGUGAAUUGUUGCAAUAGACGCAGAAAAGAUGUGAAAAUGAAGUUUCACAGGAUACCUAGAGAUUCUAUCAUGAGGAAGUUGUGGUUACAUGCUAUAAGAAGAGAAAACUUUACUCCCAGUACAACAACGGUAAUUUGUGAAAAGCAUUUCACUCCAGAGGAUUAUGAAGUUAGUGUUCAUGGAAAUAAGGUACUAAAAAAGGUGGCAGUUCCAUCUGUGUUUGAUUUGCCAACCCAUCUCAAGAAAGAACCUAGACAUCGAAGGGUUUUGGAAAGAAAGCAUGAGGAGUCCAACUCAAAAGCAACAGAACAAACUUUGGCUAUUGGUGAAGUAGUAGAAGAACCUGAAAAUGGCGAUCAUGCUGAUGAUGGAAAUAUAUUGGCAGCUGGUCGUUCAAACGUAACACAAAAACUAGGAUUUUUAGAAACAAGUGAACCUUCAAACAUAUGCAAUUUAAGGGUCAGAAGAUCGCCAGUAUACUUUGGGGAUUUCAAAAUUUCUGAUUUAAACAAUGUGCAGCGUCGGAAGAGAUUUUGGAAAAACUGCUCAUGAAACUGUUCAUAAUUACAAAAACAUUAACAAGCACAAUCAGUGUAAAAUUCGUAGACAAUGAAAUAAAAUAAAAAGUCUAAUAGUCUGGUAGAUGAACUUCUUAAGGAGAAGAGAAUAUCUGCAGCUCAGUCAAUAGUAUUGAAGGUAAACAUUUGAUGAACAGAUAGUUUGCUGCUACAAUUGUUACCUUGUUGUUGUUUAUUUUCAUUUGUAAAAUUUUCAUUUCAAUUGUUGAACUCUGUUGAAUAUCUAUUGAUUACUAGCUAGAGUGAUCAUUUUACUAUCACAGUAUUUAGGUUUUACAUUUAGUGCACGAAAUUUUUAGCUUAAAAUUAUGAUGGAUGUAUACAUUUUGUUUUUACAGGAAAGUCUCCCAAAAACUCAAGUGCUUUUCAGGCAGUUGAAAAAAGGAAAAUCUAAACAAGUAUAGCCCAGAAUUAAGGUGUUUUGCACUAACAUUGAAUUUUUAUUCAUCAUCAGCAUACAACUAUAUUAGAAAAAUAUUUGGAAAAAAUGUUCUACCAC
Messenger RNA from Acanthoscelides obtectus, 1225 nucleotides. NCBI's taxonomy places the organism in Eukaryota, Metazoa, Arthropoda, Insecta, Coleoptera, Chrysomelidae. The record is from the annotation of a GenBank genome assembly.